This is a messenger RNA of Camponotus floridanus (Florida carpenter ant), 672 nucleotides long. RefSeq names its product small integral membrane protein 8. The record is from RefSeq and is a predicted model, not a curated record. The coding region runs from base 170 to 436 and encodes 88 amino acids. The transcript is spliced from 2 exons. NCBI's taxonomy places the organism in Eukaryota, Metazoa, Arthropoda, Insecta, Hymenoptera, Formicidae.
AAUUCGAUAGAGGAAAACUAACCAAUACGUACAUUGACAGAUCCUAAAGAAGCAGGAUUUUAUUAUUCGACAUGUCACAUAUUUAGAUAAAAACGCGCGUGUUUGACAAAUGCGCAGUAUCGUAGACGAAAGAUAACACAUGAAUGUUGAAAGCAAAAUAUUAUAGGACAUGAAUAACAAAGAUGCUCGCCAAACAACGCCAGGGCCAGGUGAUGGCUUACGAUCUUUACGAAGCACUUCUUUAUUCCGCGCCGUCAAUUUCGAGUUGUACGUCAAGCCGAACAAAACAGUUAUGGUUCUCGGCGUCCUAGCAAUGUUGGGUUGUUCGGGGUACAUAUUUUACAUGAAUUCUCAGAGAAAGAACGAUUAUCAGGCUAUGAUGAAACCGGACGAUACAGUAGUAUUAGUGAGAAAAACUUCCAAAUGGACCGACUGAAUAAGAAUAUAAGACAUACAUGAUAUUCUUUGUAGUUUAAUUAUAUAUAUAAUUUACUCAAUUUUUAACGAUAUAUAUUAUCGAAUAUGUAUAUACAUUAUACAGAUUUAUUAAGUUUAUGUAGAUUUAUUAAGAGCUUGGAACAAUAGUAUAACAAAUCACACAAGAAACAUCCAAGCGAAUCCUCUUUACUUUAUUGAAAAUUUACGAUACCAAUCAAAACUCUUAUAAGAAUU